AUGGGGCUGGCAGAUGUCUGUCCACGGCGUGUGGUUGAGAGAUGUCUGGUCUCCACACGUGCCUUUCACCGCGGGAAGGGUUGCCCUGUCUGUCUGGGUGUUGCCGUUUCUGAACUCUGCCUCCUGUGUCCCUCCCAGGCCAUCAGCAUCAGUAAGGCCAUCAACACCCAGGAGGCCCCCGUGAAGGAGAAGCAUGCCCGGCGCAUCAUUCUGGGCACUCACCAUGAAAAGGGGGCCUUCACCUUCUGGUCCUAUGCCAUCGGCCUGCCGCUUCCCAGCAGCUCCAUCCUCAGCUGGAAAUUCUGCCAUGUCCUCCACAAGGUCCUUCGAGAUGGGCACCCCAACGUCCUGCAUGACUGCCAGCGGUACCGGAGCAACAUCCGGGAGAUUGGGGAGCUAUGGGGCCAUUUGCACGAUCGGUACGGACAGCUGGUCAAUGUUUACACCAAACUCCUGCUGACCAAGAUCUCCUUCCACCUCAAGCACCCCCAGUUUCCUGCGGGCCUCGAGGUGACAGACGAGGUGUUGGAGAAGGCAGCUGGGACUGACAUCAACGACAUCUUCCAGCUCACCGUGGAGAUGUUCGAUUAUAUGGACUGCGAGCUGAAACUGUCUGAAUCAGUCUUUCGGCAGCUCAACACAGCCAUCGCCGUGUCCCAGAUGUCUUCAGGCCAGUGCCGCCUGGCCCCCCUCAUCCAGGUCAUCCAGGACUGCAGCCACCUCUACCACUACACGGUCAAGCUCAUGUUCAGGCUGCACUCUUGUCUCCCAGCAGACACCCUGCAAGGCCACAGGGACCGGUUCCACGAGCAGUUUCACAGCCUCAGGAACUUCUUCCGCAGAGCGUCCGACAUGCUCUACUUCAAGCGCCUCAUCCAGAUCCCCCGACUGCCCGAGGGACCCCCCAACUUCCUGCGGGCCUCAGCGCUGGCUGAGCACAUCAAGCCAGUGGUGGUGAUCCCCGAGGAGGCUCCCGAGGACGAGGAGCCCGAGAACCUCAUUGAGAUCAGCACGGCCCCCCCUGCCGGGGAGCCAGCGGUGGUGGCCGACCUUUUUGACCAGACAUUUGGACCCCCCAAUGGCUCCAUGAAGGAUGACAGGGACCUCCAGAUCGAGACCUUGAAGAGAGAGGUGGAGACACUCCGGGCCGAGCUGGAGAAGAUCAGGCUGGAGGCCCAGCGGUACAUCUCCCAGCUGAAGGGCCAGGUGAACACGUUGGAGGCCGAGCUGGAGGAGCAGCGGAAGCAGAAGCAGAAGGCGCUGGUGGACAACGAGCAGCUCCGCCAUGAGCUGGCCCAGCUGCGGGCGGCCCAGCUGGAGGGCGAGCGGAACCAGGGCCUGCGCGAAGAGGCCGAGAAGAAGGCCAGUGUCACGGAGGCGCGCUACACCAAGCUGAAGGAGCAGCACAGCAAGCUCAUCGCCACACACGCCGAGCUGCUCAGGAAGAAUGCAGACACGGCCAAGCAGCUGACGGCCAAGCAGCAGAACCAGGAGGAGGUGGCACGAGUGAAGGAGCAGCUGGUGUUCCAGAUGGAGCAGGUGAAGCGGGAGUCCGAGAUGAAGCUGGAGGAGCAGAGUGACCAGUUAGAGAAGCUCAGGAGGGAGCUGGAGGCCAAGUCCGGGGAGCUGGUGCGCGUGCAGCAGGACCUGAGCCGCACGGAGCAGAGCGGGUCGGAGCUGAGUUCACGGCUGGAUGUGCUGAGUGCAGAGAAGGAGGCGCUGAGCAGUGCUGUGCGGCAGCAGGAGGCUGACCUGCAGGCCGCCCAGAGCCUGGUGCAGGAGAAGGAGGCAGCGCUCAGCCAGGAGCAGCAGCGCCAUUCCCAGGAGAGGGCCGAGCUGCAGGGGCGGCUGGCAGACAAGGAGUCUCGGGAGCAGGGGCUGCAGCAGAGGCUCCUGGACGAGCAGUUCGAGGUGCUGCGGCGCUCUGCCGCCGAGGCCGAGCGCAUCCUGCAGGACGCCGUGGGCAAGCUGGACGACCCCCUGCACCUGCGCUGCACCAGCUCCCCAGACUACCUAGUGAGCAGGGCCCAGGUGGCCCUGGACGCCGUGAGCGCCCUGGAGACGGGCCACGCACAGUACCUGACCUCCAGAUCAGAUGCUUCUGCCCUGGUGGCAGCCCUGACCCAGUUCUCGCACCUGGCUGCGGACACCAUCAUCAACGGCAGUGCCACCUCUCACCUGGCCCCCACCGACCCUGCUGACCGCCUGAUCGACGCCUGCCGGGAGUGUGGGGCCCGGGCGCUGGAGCUCGUGGGGCAGCUGCAGGAUCAGCAGGCUGUGCAGCAGGCCCAGCCCGACCGGGUGCGGAGCCCCCUGCAGGCCAUCCUCCAGCUGGGCCAGGAGCUGAAGCCCAAGAGCCUGGACGUGCGUCAGGAGGAGCUGGGGGCCCUGGUGGACAAGGAGAUGGCAGCCACGUCCUCGGCCAUCGAGGAGGCCGUGCGGAGGAUCGAGGACAUGAUGAACCAGGCCCGCCACGCCAGCUCAGGGGUGAAACUGGAGGUGAAUGAGAGGAUCCUCAAGUCCUGCACAGACCUCAUGAAGGCCAUCCGGCUCCUGGUGACCACCUCCACCAGCCUGCAGAAGGAGAUUGUGGAGAGCGGCAGGGGGGCAGCCACGCAGCAGGAAUUUUACGCCAAGAACUCAAGGUGGACUGAAGGCCUCAUCUCCGCCUCCAAGGCCGUCGGCUGGGGAGCCACGCAGCUGGUGGAGUCGGCUGACAAGGUGGUGCUUCACACGGGCAAGUACGAAGAGCUCAUCGUCUGCUCCCACGAGAUUGCGGCCAGCACGGCCCAGCUGGUGGCAGCCUCCAAGGUGAAGGCCAACAAGGACAGCCGCCACCUGAGCCGCCUGCAGGAGUGCUCCCGCACCGUCAACGUGAUGGCCGCCAACGUGGUGGCCUCCACUAAGUCGGGCCAAGAGCAGAUCGAAGAGAGAGACACCAUGGACUUCUCUGGCAUGUCCCUCAUCAAGCUGAAGAAGCAGGAGAUGGAGACCCAGGUUCGGGUCCUGGAGCUGGAGAAGACGCUGGAGGCGGAGCGUGUGCGGCUGGGAGAGCUUCGGAAGCAACACUAUGCACUGGCUGUGGGGGUGGGGACGCCUGGAGAGGAGGAGCCUGGCCAGCCCAGCACUGCCCCCCACAGCGGGACCUCCAGGAAGCCACCCCUGGCCCAGAAGCCCAGUGUGGCCCCCAGGCAGGACCACCAGCUGGACAAAAAGGAUGGCGUCUGCCCUGCUCAACUCAUGAACUCCUAGGCUUCGAGGGGUCCAGCGGGAGCCUGACAGGCGGCCUGGGCCUCACGUGGCUACCGUGACUCGGCUAAGGAGGCAUUGAGGGGCGCGGCGCGCACACCAGGUGGCCGGGCCUGCCCACGGCCUGGGUCAGUGUCCGCGAGGCCCCAGCCCUUGCUGAGCCCCUGGAUCUGGGCCGAGCGGGGCUGACAGGGCAGUUCUCCUGGAUGUGAGUUACCUACCUGCCAUGGGACCGAGAGCAUCCAGGCUCAGCAGGCUGGAGCCACGGUUCAGGAAAUACACAGACAUUUGUAUGUUCCCAGCUAGAGCUUUUCCUUGUGAGUUUGUAUUCGGCGCGCUGGGAGCAGGGCCGUGGGGGUGGGGUGGGCAGGGCCUCCCCUGCCUUUUGGACUCGAGGUCUGAGGUGAGAGGUGAGCAGAACACAGUGCUGGCUGUCGGGACUGCGUGAGUCUCCCUGGGUUUUGGUCUCUGGGACACUGAUUCCAUGGAGAUGGGACUUAGGCAAAGCAGGACUGGGACAGCGCCCUUUCUCCUCGGGCCUCGCUCUCGGGCACCAGUGAUGGGGCUGCUGAGGAGGACGUGGUCUGGGGGGAGAGGUGGGCCGGGUUCUGCCGUGGGCCAGGCAGGGCUGACAGCCCCAUGCCUGCUGGGCACAGGUGCUGCCCUCGCUCCUGGAGUCUGUUCCCGCUGAAAUCCGGUGGCCGCCCGCUUCCUGUUUUUCAUUCCUCUCUGGCCGCCCCUGCCCUGGAGGCCCAGCUCUGGGCUCUGCCCACCUCCACCUCCCGGGCCACGAGGUUUCCAGCUCAGCCAGAAAGAGCCCAGAACCAUAGCCCUGCCACCAUCCUCCGGACCAAGGGAGCCUCGUGCUCCACAGAAGAGGGCAGCCCCAGUCCGCCCGGUGCUGAAGCCCAGCGUGGCCUCCCUGCCCGCUGAAGGAGGACUCGGAAGAACUGCAUUGCUGAGACCCCCUUGGGGAGUGGUUGGGUGGGGUGGGGCCCUGGCUGUGGGGAAGGGACCGGUCCUGUGAGGACCACCCCCUGCGUCCAGUACCCACUGUGUCGGGAUGAGCACAAGGAUCCAGUUCUGGGCUUAGAGUUCAGUGUUUCCUUGGAUUGGGGUCCAAUUGGCAAUAAAAUGCACUUUGACUGUG
Myotis brandtii (Brandt's bat) is the source of this 4399-nucleotide messenger RNA. It is a transcript of the gene HIP1R, whose product is annotated as huntingtin interacting protein 1 related. Gene Ontology annotation, cellular component: clathrin-coated vesicle; actin cortical patch. The coding region runs from base 1 to 3252 and encodes 1083 amino acids. The transcript has 32 exons. Lineage: Eukaryota; Metazoa; Chordata; Mammalia; Chiroptera; Vespertilionidae. The record is from RefSeq and is a predicted model, not a curated record. Gene Ontology annotation, biological process: actin filament organization; endocytosis; clathrin coat assembly. Gene Ontology annotation, molecular function: phosphatidylinositol-3,5-bisphosphate binding; clathrin light chain binding; clathrin-cargo adaptor activity.